Molecule: messenger RNA, 2147 nt
Organism: Phlebotomus papatasi
Lineage: Eukaryota; Metazoa; Arthropoda; Insecta; Diptera; Psychodidae
Product: protein yellow-like
Exons: 3
Coding region: 368-1930 (520 amino acids)
Cellular component (GO): extracellular region
Source: RefSeq, a predicted model, not a curated record
UGUGUUGUGUUUAUCGCGUCAAUUUGUCGCUCCGCGAGUCUCGCGCACUUUCGGUGGCUCGCGGUCAUAGUGAGGUGUACCAUCUAUAAAAUCACCUGCACUUGGCGCGCGGAUAUCCAGUAAGGUGUGGAAUCUCCUGUCGAUAUCAUCUCUCCAGAACUGUGCCUCUUUUCUCUACCUGUGAUUAUCUGUGUGCCUCAAAUCCACCAAUUCUUGGACUGUUGUCCACCAAGACUUUCUGGUGCAGAGUGUGUUCAAAGUUUGAAGUGAAAGACAAAUUUUUGGAGAUUUCUGGAAUAAAGUGUUUUUUACCUGGGCUCAUAAAAUCAAUUAGUUUACGGAUUUAUAUCGAAACUGUGUCAGCACAAUGUUGAACGUGCUAAAAGUGUUUGUGGCAUUAGUGUUGAUCGUGAAAUGUACAAACAGCCAGACCAGCCCAUUUCCUCUGCAAUUCACGGGUCCCGGUGAUCACUUGCGAACAAGGGUCCCACCCACAGAGGCCCAAUUCCGUGUGGUGUACGAAUGGCGAGUGAUUGACUUUGCCUUUCCGCUGGAGCAAUUGAGGCUCACAGCGAUCUACAAUCAUGACUACAUCCCUCAGAAUAAUCUCAUCUCAGACGUUAAAGCCUUCGCCAACAGACUGUACGUCACGAUGCCAAGGAUGCUGCCUGGAGUUCCUGCGACACUGGGAUGGAUAGUAGUCCCAGAUAACAAUGGCAGAACAGACCCAGAAGUCGAACCCUUCCCUUCGUGGGCCAUGAAUGAACGUGGCAACUGUUCAGCCAUGCAAUUUGUCCAGGGAAUCGCAAUUGAUGCUUACGGAAUCCUCUGGGCAGUGGAUUCUGGGCGCACUGAGACUCUGGCUCCCGGUCCAGCUUCUGUGAUCUGCGGCCCAAAGCUGUGGAUGUUUGAUCUGAGACGGAAUGGAUCCCUGGUACAUCGAUAUGAUUUCCCUGAUGAAGUAGUUUCACGGGGAUCAAACUACCUCAAUAAGAUUGUUAUAGAUGACGCAUUUGGAGGAUAUGCCUACAUCACGGACAAUUCAGGAGCUGACCCGGGAAUUGUUGUGUUCUCCAGGAAGUUGAAUACUUCUUGGAAGGUCAGGGAGAAUAAUUCCAUGAGGGCUGCUCAGAAUGCUGUACAAUUUGCGGUAAAUGGAACGAAUCUGGGAUUUGCAAUUCAUAUCGAUGGGAUUGCCCUGGGACCUUACUUCAAUCCAAAUGUUGUUGGGGACAAUUUGAAUAGGCAGCCCAUACACUAUGAUGAGAAUUUCGAGAGGAAUGUUUACUAUAGUCCACUGUCCAGUUACCAUUUGUACUCAAUCCCUGCAAGUGUUCUCAGGAAUCCAGAUUUUGCCAGGACAGCAAAUCCGAGACAGGUGAUGGCUGCAGUUACUGAUCAUGGAAUUAAAUCAUCGCAGACUGAUGGCAUGAUCAUGGACAAUGAGGGAAAUCUUUUCUUUGGACUGCUCAAGGAUCAUGCAAUUGCCCGGUGGAACUCCUAUACGCCCUUUACUCCUCAGCACCAGAAAAUUGUAGCCAGGGAUCCCUACUUUAUCCAAUGGACAGAUGGAAUGACCUUCGAUUCCGAAGGACAUCUCUACGUCGUUGUUAAUCGAUUGCACAACUUCGUUGCCGGAAGACUGGAUACAAAUGAUGUCAACUUCCGGAUAUUGCGGGCAACAACAGGCACCCAGAGCUACGUAAACACCGCCGCAGUGAUCAAUUCUGCCGUCACGGACAAUGGCAUCUCCAUCCCAGACGGCAUCUACGAGACAACGGGAUUCGGCGGAUUCCCAACGACAACGCCUCAAUUCAGUGGAUUAGGCAGCGACAGGAGGUACUUCUACAACAAUUCUGCCUCUGACAUCACCUCAAAGAUUCCAUUCCUCCUAACAACCCUCUUCACAUGCCUCCUUCUCAGGCGAUAGAACCCAAUCCCCAAUUCAUUCCAUCCUCAAUUUCCCCUACAGAGCUUUAAUAAAGUUACCACUCAACAUCGAAUCCCAGAAUCUUACACCUAGUCGUCCAGUCUUUCUUUUUUUGUAUUAUUAUUUUGCGCGUAUCAAAUCUUUUGUGUAUUAGACGAUGGAGUGUAGAAAAAAGCGGAGCAAUUCUCAUGAAAAUAAAAAUUUUCAAUGGAUACCA